AAAAGUCUUAGACUUAGCUUUUGAUUGUCUGGAUUCUGGAACAAAGUGCCGAGCUAUCAAUGGCAAGGCCAACGGUUGAUGCACACGUCCAUUUUUGGGAUCUUGACAAGUUCCAAUACGUGUGGCCUAGGGAGGAACAAGAGACUGCUAUAUUUGACAACUUUUAUCCUUGUGGCUAUGAAGAGGCCCUAGUAGAGAGUGGCUGCCCUGUCAAGAAUGGCAUCUUUGUACAAGUUGUAAACAACACAGUUGCAGAAACUGAUUGGGUCUUAGACAUGGCUACUCGUCACAAAUGCAUUGUGGGAGUAGUUGGCUGGAUUGACAUGUGUGGCUCAGAUGAUGAGGUUGACAAGGAGUUACAGAGGUUAUCCCAAAAUCCCCUUUUUCUUGGACUUCGUCACAUCCUGGACUUGGAAGAACCAGGCUGGAUCGAGAAGAAGGAAGUCAGAAGAACUCUGGGUAGACUGGAGAAGCUAAAUUUGACCUAUGACAUCCUCUUACGGCCUCACAGCCUCCACUAUGCCGCUGAUGUUGCCCAAGAUUUUCCUGAUCUGAGAUUGAUCAUCGAUCACCUUGCCAAACCAAAGAUCAAAGAAGGAGAGUUUGAUGACUGGGCCAAGGAAAUGAGCAGGGCAGCCAGCUUCCAAAAUGUCUACGUCAAAUUAGAAAUGUCUGGAAUGGUAACGGAAGCUGAUCCACAAUGCUGGAAACCAUGUGACCUAAAGCCCUAUGUUCAGCACUGUGUAAAGUCUUUUGGUGCCCACCGCUGUAUCUUCGGCAGCGAUUACCCCGUUUUCAAAAUGGUAGGUGCCACUUACAAGCAGGUUUACGAUGCGCUAAUGGAAUGCUUGCUGGACUGUACCACUGAGGAGGAGAGGGGUGCAAUCUUUGGUGAAAAUGCUGUUCGUUUUUAUCAAGUUAAGGUUCCGCUUGUGGAGUAGACUUAGAAGGGAACCUGGCAGAAUUGGGCAUCACUGCCAAGAAAAUUAUUAAACUUACAAAUAGUUUUUGAAGUGUAGAGAUAAGCUGUGAAUCAUUAUUAAUUAUUGUAACUAGAGAAUAUCUUAAUAUGCUCUUCUGAUGAUUGAAAGGUACUUUUUUAAAUUUUUAAUAGGCAAAUCUUUCUGUACUACGGUACAUUCUUGCCUGUACUAUAUUAUAGGGGACAAAGAAUACAUACAAUAGAAUAGAUAAAGUGACUUCAUUAACUAUUUGUUAACCAUUUGCUAAUUAUUUUUGAUGUGCUCUAUUAUUUCCAGUUUAUGCUAAAAAGUUUUAGGCUGCUUUAUUAUUUUUUUCUUUACUCUCAUUUCUUUUUUUUUCUCAAUAGUAAUUGUAUUGAUUUUCUGUGAUAUGUUACACAAAAUUAUGAAAACCCAAUAAAAACUUUAAAAGGAAAUAGAAUUGGACAUCACUCAAAUCUUGUCAUUUUUUUAGGCAUGAUGCAAUAAAUAAACAUUGCAAUAUAAAGUGAUCAAUAUUACGUGACAAUUUACCUGUAUGUACUUUUUAUUUUUUUCAUUCGAAAUUGAAGGUUUUCUGCAGUAUUACAGUAAAACAUAAGAUAUCAUAUUGUGUCUAUUAAAUAUUUUUAUGCCCCUACAGAGGAAGUCUGGACAGGGCAUUAUGCGUUGCCCCUGUCCGUCGUCCCACUUGGUUUCUACUCAAUAACUCAAAAAAUAUUUAAUUGAUUUAUAAAAAAAAAUUGGUGUGAAGCUCCAGAUGAUGUUGGGGGGGGGCACUCACAUAUAUUGGUGGUACGGGGACAUGCCGCUUUAAUGACUCCCUUUUUCAGACCUAAUUUUCAGUUCUAUAGAUGCUCCAAAUGACAAAAAUUCAGUUCAGACGCUGCCCAGCCCCACUCGCAAGACCCCCGUUACGAGACAUCUCAGUUCCCCAGCCCUACCAAAAUUGUCUAGCACGAGGACUGGUUGCGAGAGAUGCACGUAUGUCUUCGCAACUCUACACAUUAACUUUUAGGCACUCUAUGCAUGGCGAGUUCAUGCACAGCGCUAUGGUGCAAUGUAUUUGCAGUCCUGCGAUCCGUUUCCGUAGACUGUUUUUCGCACAGAUCUGUAUAUAUCUAGUUCUGAAGACCCCGUAUUUUACUCUUUUAGUCAGCUCCUUAGACCCCCAUUUCAGAGUUUCGUGA
This is a messenger RNA of Lytechinus variegatus (green sea urchin), 2152 nucleotides long. RefSeq lists its product as uncharacterized. The transcript is spliced from 8 exons. NCBI's taxonomy places the organism in Eukaryota, Metazoa, Echinodermata, Echinoidea, Temnopleuroida, Toxopneustidae. Gene Ontology annotation, molecular function: hydrolase activity. Bases 60 to 941 code for a protein of 293 amino acids. The record is from RefSeq and is a predicted model, not a curated record.